Molecule: messenger RNA, 550 nt
Organism: Paraphaeosphaeria sporulosa
Lineage: Eukaryota; Fungi; Ascomycota; Dothideomycetes; Pleosporales; Didymosphaeriaceae
Exons: 2
Coding region: 113-550 (145 amino acids)
Source: RefSeq, a predicted model, not a curated record
UUAGUCAUCGUGAGCGACGUGAACGAGACGUGGUGAAAUUUGGCCGACUAUAACGGCGCGUGGAUGAAAGUCCUCGUUGCUCCCUGGAGAAUAAGGACGGUCUCUCACCAAUAUGACGUCAGAUGCAAGCGACAACCCCUACGUUUCUGAAUACCCACCGACCUGUACCAUCGAUCCCAGCAUCAAAGCACUGAUAUCGCACUACUACCAGCAAGUAGAUACAAAAGGGAAGCACGUGGAGUAUUCGGAAUGCUGGAUCGAAGACGGCACCUUGGUCGUGCCCAACGGCCAGGAAUUCACAGGGAGAGAAGCCAUUAGAAACCUCCAUUCAGGCAUGUGGGAUGGCGUGCCCAGACGCCUUCACCGCCCACGGAAAGUCUUUCCAUUUGGCGACAAUGCGGAUGAGGUGGUGAUUAUCGGCACGGUCGAGUACUGGCCCGAGGAUGGCCCGUACAAGAAGCAGGAUAUGGCUGCGCGCGCGAAAUACCGGAAGGAUUCGAAUAGAGGCGAAGUGAAGAUUGUCAGACUUCAGGUCUGGCUUACAGGCUAG